Diversispora eburnea is the source of this 477-nucleotide messenger RNA. The record is from the annotation of a GenBank genome assembly. NCBI's taxonomy places the organism in Eukaryota, Fungi, Glomeromycota, Glomeromycetes, Diversisporales, Diversisporaceae.
AUGAACCUUGCUGAAGGGUGCAAAAUGAGUAAUAAGAAACCAUGGGAAGGGCAAAACGAAGUAACAGUUACACUUCAAGAAUUGCGAAAUGCUGUUGAUAACUUUGCUGACACAUUUAAAGCAUCACAACUUCAACAAUUGAUCAGAAGGGAUAUGGUUAAAAUUGCAAAAUCCUUUACCAAAGAACAUGGGAAAACAUUUUUGGAUUCUAAAGGGAUGCUUGUUAAUGAUUACAAAUGGUUGAACAUAGCUUGUAUUACGGCUGGAAUUUGUCCUUUCAAUUUUCUUGCCAUGAUCCCUUUAUGGAUGUUCCCUUUAUCUAUUGCAACCGAAAAUACUAUGAUAAUUAAUCCAUCCGAAAAAGAUUCAGAUGCCACCAUAAUUCUUGCUGAAUUAGUUAAAGAAGCGAGAGUUCCACCAGGUGUUCUUAAUAUUGUUCAUGGACCUAUUAAAUAUCGAAGAUUUCUUAUGCGAUGA